Molecule: messenger RNA, 1882 nt
Organism: Blastomyces dermatitidis ER-3
Lineage: Eukaryota; Fungi; Ascomycota; Eurotiomycetes; Onygenales; Ajellomycetaceae
Product: mitochondrial trans-2-enoyl-CoA reductase
Exons: 2
Coding region: 210-1436 (408 amino acids)
Biological process (GO): fatty acid metabolic process
Cellular component (GO): mitochondrion
Molecular function (GO): trans-2-enoyl-CoA reductase (NADPH) activity
Source: RefSeq, a predicted model, not a curated record
UGAGAUUCUUAAUUUCAAAGCUUGUAGAUGUAGAUUGCGUGUUUGAGCUUCUAGAGAAAUAUAUAAAUUUCCGACGUCAUUCUUGCCCAGCUUUGAAUUGUUGAACUUCCUCACUAUUUCUGCUCCAACACCAACACCCACCUCACACCAUCAACACAACCCGUCCUGUGUGCAGCUCAAUGCUUUGAACUUACCAGAAAGCUGUAACCAUGUUUUCUGCUAGAGUCACUCUGCGCACGGCAAGCCAACUGAGGCCUCUCCGCGCUGUUUCCGCCUCCAAUACCUCGUUCAGACUCCCGCUCGACCGCCGACGGUAUAUCUCCGCCUACGGCUACACCCAGGCCAAAGCCCUGGUCUACGGCAACUAUGGCGAACCCAAGGAUGUCCUAAGCCUACACGCCCACUCCAUUUCCCCCCCACACCACUCCCAGGUCAAUGUCCGCCUCCUCGCCGCACCCCUCAACCCAGCCGACAUCAACCAAAUCCAAGGCGUCUACCCUUCAAAACCCACCUUCACCACCACACUCGGCACCAGCACCCCGUCCGCCGUCGGCGGCAACGAAGCCGCCUUCGAAGUCAUCUCGACAGGGUCCGGCGUCAAAUCCCUUACAAAGGGCGACUGGGUAAUCAUGAAGCGAACAGGCAUGGGCACCUGGCGCACGCACGCCCAAUUCGACGAGGCAUCCCUCAUCAAGAUCGAAGACCGCUCCAACCUGACCCCGAUCCAAGUCGGCACUGUCGGCGUCAACCCCGUCACCGCCUACCGGAUGCUGCGCGACUUCUGCGCGUGGGACUGGAUCAGCAGGCCCGGCGAGGAAUGGGUGAUCCAGAACGGCGCCAACUCCGGCGUCGGGCGCGCCGUCAUCCAGCUCGCGCGCGAAUGGGGCAUCAAGACCCUCAACGUCAUCCGCGAGCGCGACACCCCCGCCGAGACGGAGGCGCUGAAAAACGACCUGCUCGCCCUCGGCGCCACGGCCGUCGUCACAGAGGCCCAGCUCCUCUCGUCCAAGACGUUCCGCGAGAUCGUGCACGAGGCCACACGGCAGGGUAAGGAGCCGAUCCGGCUCGCGCUGAAUUGCGUGGGCGGGCCCAGCGCGACGGCGAUGCUGAAGGUGCUGGCGCCUGAGUCGUGCAUGGUUACGUACGGGGCCAUGGCGAAGCAGCCGCUGACGCUGCCGUCGGGUCUGUUGAUUUUCAAGAACCUGGCCCUCAAUGGGUUUUGGGUGUCCAAGUGGAGCGAUAAGAAUCCGGCGCUGAAGACGGAGACGGUUAAUGAUAUUCUGAGGCUGACGAGGGCGGGGAGGUUUAAGGAUAUUCCUGUCCAGGAGGUGAAGUGGGGGUGGGAGACGGAGGCGGCGGAGUUGGCGGCGGAGGUACAGGGGACGUUGAGUGGGAGGAGGAGCGGGAAGGGCGUGUUUGUGUAUGAGGGGGAUUAAGUGGGAGGAAGGCUGUUCUUUACACCUUGGUGUUUGUUUCUAUACUUUUGUAAAUUUUUAUGUGGAUUGUAUAUAAUAAAUACAUGAAGAAAAUGCACGAGUCUGUUACUAGCUAGCUAUCUUCUAUAGUCCGGAAUGAAGGCCAAAUAGAGGAACAGAAACCAGUGUGGAAAGAAAGUGCAGCCAUGGACACACGCCUAUCCAUUCUCUCUCUAAUAGAACCCGCUCUUUGCAAUCAUAAAGUUCUGUAUCUGUAAACCAAACUAUAUUAUGGGGCUAAAGAAUCCCAAAACGGCCGAACUAUAUCAAUCGUACCUAAGAUGCCAUAAAUCCAACAUGAACAUGUAUAUAUAUAUCUCUAUCUUCCCAAAACGAAACAUAACCAUGAAUACUAACUAAAAAACGCUGGGCAACCCCGAAACCCCCAACCAAAAAAAGAGCCCAAA